Messenger RNA from Cryptosporidium muris RN66, 1647 nucleotides. RefSeq lists its product as uncharacterized. Gene Ontology annotation, molecular function: RNA binding; zinc ion binding. Bases 1 to 1647 code for a protein of 548 amino acids. The transcript is spliced from 3 exons. Gene Ontology annotation, biological process: mRNA splicing, via spliceosome. Lineage: Eukaryota; Apicomplexa; Conoidasida; Eucoccidiorida; Cryptosporidiidae. The record is from RefSeq and is a predicted model, not a curated record. Gene Ontology annotation, cellular component: nucleus; spliceosomal complex.
AUGUCACGCUUUAUACUUGAAAGAUGCCGUGAACUCCAUGAAGAAAUGGAGUGUUUGGAAAAGUCUAUUGCUCUAUUGUUUUCAAAGCUAAAACAGGGUUCAAAGGGUUCUCUUCUAAUUGAAAUAGUUAUUAAAUUUUUAGCUCAGAAGAUGCAAAAAAAUGCAUCAGAUAUCCUUUCAAUAUACUCUGAUUCAUCAGGAAAAAGAAGAUCUGAAAUAUCUUUCUUAGGUGGUAUAUCUAACAACGAUAAAAAUAAUGAAGAUUCUACUAGUACUAGUAAAGAUGAUGUAUGGAAAAAUUAUUAUGAAAGGAUCCGGUCAAUAAAGGCUUCAGAUAAAGAUUUAAAUAGCUUAAUAGAACCCAAAUUAACAAAGAAAAAUAUAUGUCAGAAAAUUAUAGAGAAUAUGAUUAAUGAUGUAUUUACAUCUGAUAUAUUGAAUUUGAUGUUUACACUAGAAGAAGAUUAUGGUAAUAGACUUGAUAUGCACCACUUAUAUAUUCAAUUUAUUAAUAUUAAGAAGAUUCAUGAUUAUAAAAUAAGUAAUACUAAAUCAUAUAAUUUAAAUAAUGGUGCAGAAAUAUUACCUUUAAGUUCGACAAAAAAGGCAAUAAAUAAGACUUUUGAAUCAAUUGAUUAUGUAACAUAUCUUGGUUCAUUUGAAAAGUUUUCAAGUAUAUCACGAUUCUGUAAGUAUCGUAAUAAUGAAUAUGAGUAUUAUAUUAAUAAACUUUUGGAAUAUCUUGAACAAUUUUUUAUUAAAACACAUCCAUUAGUAGAUUCUAUAAAAAUUAGAAGUAGAUUUGAAAGUGAAUUUGAAUCUAAAUGGUUAGAUAAUUCAAUACCAGAAUGGUGUACCCCCUCUCAUAAGAUGAAAUUUUAUUCUAUAUUUACUGAUAGCUUGUUUUCUUCAGAAGGCAUCUAUUCAAGUCAUAUUCAAGGUAAAAAGUACAAACGUGAGAAGAUGAAGUAUUUGUCAAGUUCUAUUGAAGAGCAGAAUAUGCGUAUUCAAAAUAGUAUAGCUUAUGAUAAAUCAAUGGCAAAAACAGAGUUCUUAAUUGGUAAAUACUGUAUUUUAUUAAAUGUAGAACGCAAUAAUACAAUAGAUUAUCUCCAUAAUACUCAAAGUCGAACAGUAAGGGAAUUUACGGAAAAAUUAGACCAUUUUAAUAUUAUUGAAUUUAUAAAUAAUAUAUUGUCAAAUGAGAAUACUCAAGAUGAAGAAGAUAAAGUAUUAGAUUCUGAUGAAGAUAUAGAUGAACUUGAAGAAAAUAUUCAUAAUCCACUUGGAUUACCUGUUGGAUUAGAUGGGAAACCAGUACCAUAUUGGUUAUUUAAAUUACAUGGCUUAGGAAUUGAAUUUAAAUGUGAGAUUUGUGGUAAUUAUAGUUACUGGGGACGUCGUGCAUUUGAACGUCAUUUUCAGGAAUCUAGACACUCAAAUGGUCUGCGUACAUUAGGUAUUCCAAAUACUUCACAUUUUAAAGAAAUAACGAAGAUAAAAGAUGCACAAAAAUUAUAUGAAAAACUUAGUAGAAAUGUAGAGGCUAAUACUUUUAAUGAGCAGGAGAUUGAAAUGGAAGAUACUAAAGGCAACAUACUAUCUUUGAAGUCUUAUCAAGAUUUACGUCACCAGGGCUUAAUCUAA